This is a messenger RNA of Paramecium sonneborni, 810 nucleotides long. NCBI's taxonomy places the organism in Eukaryota, Ciliophora, Oligohymenophorea, Peniculida, Parameciidae. The record is from the annotation of a GenBank genome assembly.
AUGUAAAUACAAAAUAAAAUUGGAGAAGGGCUGUUCGGUCAAAUUCAUAAAUGUUUAACUGAUGAUGGGAAUACAUGUGCAAUAAAAAUUUAUAAAGAGAGAUGUCCUAGAAAAUUAAGAGAGAAAGAGAUAAAGAUUCUGUAAUCUAUUAGUCACACAAAUAUUCAGAAAAUUGUGAAGUCAGAUUAGGAAUAUAAAUGGUUCAUUACAGAAUUGAUGAAUUAAGAUCUCUAUUAAAUGAUCAUUAAACAUGGUUGUCUAUAAUAGAGUACCAUAAAAUAAAUUCUAUUAUAACUAAGUAAUGGAUUGUCUUAUUUACAUUAACUUGGUUAUGUUCAUAGAGAUAUCAAAUUAGAAAAUGUAAUGAUGACAAAAGAACCUGUUAUAAAAUUUAUCGAUUUUGGUCUAUCUGUUUACAUUGAUUAUAAUAAAUAAUAUCCAAGACAUUGUGGAACUUCAACUUACAUGGCACCAGAGUUAAAUUUAGAUGACAAACUAAUUAUGGGAGAAAUUCUGAAGAAAUCUGAUAUUUUUGCACUUGGUGUAUUAAUAUUCAUACUUUGUUAUGGUUGUCCACCAUUUACUAUUGCUAAAUCCACUGAAUGUAAAUUUUGGUAAACUAUUGAAUAAAGAAAAUGGUAAUCCUUCUGGAAUUACUUUGAUAAAAAAAUCAUUAGAUCUGAUGAUCAUUUCAAGAAUUUGAUUCAAAAUAUGUUAGAGCCUGAUCAUAAAUCAAGAUUUACAAUACAAUAAGUGAAAGAACAUUAAUACUUAAAUGAAGUAGGAAAUUUAAAUGAACUAUUAUUAUGA